Messenger RNA from Bacillus rossius redtenbacheri, 1609 nucleotides. RefSeq names its product 26S proteasome non-ATPase regulatory subunit 13 (gene Rpn9). The record is from RefSeq and is a predicted model, not a curated record. Bases 200 to 1357 code for a protein of 385 amino acids. Gene Ontology annotation, biological process: ubiquitin-dependent protein catabolic process. Gene Ontology annotation, molecular function: structural molecule activity. Lineage: Eukaryota; Metazoa; Arthropoda; Insecta; Phasmatodea; Bacillidae. The transcript has 8 exons. Gene Ontology annotation, cellular component: nucleus; cytosol; proteasome regulatory particle, lid subcomplex.
AUCAAAGACAAUUUGAAGUAGUUAGACUCUCUCUCUUUAUUUACCUAACAGUAAUUAUAAUGGAAUGUUUUUCUUAAACGUUCACAUCCCUUUAUGUUUAUAUCGAAACGACCUCUGGCUAUAGGUAGAUGUGAUUGAAACAAACCAUUUCAUAUUUCGAUGUUUGCAAUGUUUAUUAUUUUAAAAUGCAAUAGUCACAAUGGCGGCUUCAGCAGUGAAGGAUGUUGGGACGUAUUUGGCUGCUAAACAAGCAUCUGAAACAGAUAAAGAUUUAGCGGAAUGUUGGUCAAAGCUCGAGGAACUAUACAACAAAAAGCUAUGGCAUCAGAUAACGUUAAAGCUGGAAACCUUUGUGAAGCAUCCAUCUCUGCAGACAGAUGGGAAGUUGAUUGAUCUGUACAACAACUUCAUACAAGUGUUCGAAAAUAAGAUGAACCCGCUGUCGCUGGUGGAGAUACUGUUCCACGUGGUGCAGCAGUUCACGGACAAGCAGGAGGCCGCGGCGUUCCUGGCGAGGACCGAGGCGAAGGUCGGCGGCAGCCAGGAGGCGACGGCCUUGUGCAAGGUGUUGCGCGCGCAGAUAAUUCUGGAGCACCUCAGCGACCAGCCGGCGGUCAAGGUGCUGAUAGAUGAGAUAGAGCACAUACUCGACGAGACGGCAGGCAUCACGCCGGUUCACGGUCGGUACUACCUGCUCGCGAGUCAGCUGUACCGUAUCCAGGGGAAGCACGCCGAGUACUACCGCACAGCGCUGAGGUAUCUUGGUUGCAUUGAGUUGUCUGAGCUGAGCGUUGCAGAACAGGAAGGUCAUGCGUUUUUCCUGGGAUUAGCGGCACUGCUUGGGGAAGGAGUUUACAAUAUUGGCGAACUGCUCGCUCAUCCUGUGCUAGCGACGCUGAAAGGCAGCGAGAAUGCGUGGCUGAUCGACUUGCUGUACGCCUUCAACAGCGGCGACAUAAACCUGUUCGAGAAGAUGAAACCUCGUUGGUCCAGCAUUGCCGACCUCGCAGCGCACGAGUUGAAACUGCGGCAGAAGAUCUCUCUGUUGUGCUUGAUGGAGAUGGCGUUCAAGCGGCCAGCCGUCAGCAGGCAGCUGACGUUUGAGGAGAUUGCGAACGAAGCGCGUCUGCCCAUGAACGAAGUGGAGCUGCUGGUGAUGAAAGGUCUCGCUCAGGGACUGGUCAAAGGGGCCAUCGACCAGGUCAACGGCUGGGUCCACAUAACUUGGGUCCAGCCACGGGUGCUUGACAAGCAGCAGAUAUCGUCAAUGGUACAGCGUCUUGAAACCUGGUGUAAAGAUGUUAAUGGAAUGUCUGGACUUCUUGAAUCCAAGGCGCAGGACAUUCUGACGCUGUGAAUUUACAGCACAUUUUAGUGCCUUUUCUGUGGCGUCAUCCUGAGAUGAACAUUUGUAAGACUUUUAUGUCAUUGAAUAAUUUUCAGCAGUAAUAAAAAUAUUUCCUCUUUCCAUCAAGGAUAAAUUAUACGGUUAUUAACAAUCACAUUAUUUUGGUCUUUGUGCAUAGAAUUAUUAUAGCCUGAGAUAAUUUGAAAGUUUUAUGUAUGGAAUUUUUAAUAAAUAAUAUCAAUAUGUGUUGAAAAAAAAAAU